GACUGCUACCUCGACAGCCCGUGGUUUCGGGAGAGGAUCCGCGCCCACGAAGCGGAGCUGGAGAGGACCAACAAGUUCAUCAAAGAGCUCAUAAAGGACGGGAAGAACCUCAUCGCGGCGACCAAAAGUCUUUCGGCAGCCCAGCGGAAGUUUGCUCAUUCACUCCGAGACUUUAAAUUUGAAUUUAUCGGUGACGCGGAGACUGACGAUGAACGCUGCAUAGAUGCUUCCUUACGCGAAUUUUCUAAUUUUUUGAAGAAUCUGGAAGAGCAGAGAGAAAUUAUGGCAUUAAGUGUAACCGAAACCCUGAUUAAACCCUUGGAGAAAUUCAGAAAAGAGCAACUUGGAGCCGUCAAGGAAGAAAAAAAGAAGUUUGACAAAGAGACAGAAAAGAACUAUAGCCUGAUUGAUAAACAUUUGAAUUUAUCAGCAAAAAAGAAAGACUCACAUUUACAAGAGGCAGAUAUCCAAGUGGAACAAAACCGGCAACACUUUUACGAACUGUCUCUUGAAUACGUAUGCAAGCUUCAGGAAAUCCAAGAAAGGAAGAAGUUUGAGUUUGUGGAACCUAUGCUGUCAUUUUUUCAGGGAAUGUUUACUUUCUAUCAUCAGGGCCAUGAACUUGCCAAAGACUUUAAUCACUACAAAAUGGAACUGCAGAUCAACAUUCAGAAUACGCGGAAUCGUUUUGAAGGAACAAGAUCAGAAGUGGAAGAGCUUAUGAACAAAAUUAGACAGAAUCCUAGGGACCACAAACGGGCAAGUCAGUUCACCGCAGAAGGCUACCUGUAUGUACAGGAAAAAAGGCCGCCCCCCUUCGGUUCCAGCUGGGUCAAGCACUACUGCAUGUAUCGGAAAGCGGCCAAGAAGUUCAACAUCAUCCCGUUCGAGCACAGGUCUGGGGGGAAGCUUGGGGACGGAGAGGUGUUCUUUCUGAAAGAAUGUACCAAAAGGCAUACUGACUCCAUUGACAGAAGGUUUUGUUUCGAUGUAGAAGCUGCUGACCGGCCCGGUGUUUCCUUGACCAUGCAGGCGUUCUCCGAGGAGGAACGGAAGCAGUGGUUGGAAGCUCUGGGUGGAAAAGAAGCUGUGUUCUAUAGUUUUAAUAGAGCCAUCAUCCCAAGACCAGAAGGAAGUGCACAGUUGGAUAAAAUGGGAUUCACAAUUCUUAGAAAAUGCAUCAGUGCAGUUGAAGCACGAGGUAUAAACGACCAAGGAUUGUACAGAGUUGUGGGGGUGAGUUCAAAGGUCCAGAAGCUUCUGAGCUUGUUGAUGGAUGUGAAGACCUGCAAUGAGGUGGACCUGGAGAAUUCCGUAGAUUGGGAAGUGAAGACAAUCACCAGUGCCCUGAAGCAGUAUUUGAGGAGUCUUCCUGAGCCGCUUAUGACCUAUGAGUUACAUGGUGAUUUCAUUGUUCCAGCCAAAAGCGGCAGCCCAGAAUCACGUGUUAACGCUAUCCAUUUCUUGGUACACAAACUGCCGGAGAAAAAUAAAGAAAUGCUGGAUAUUUUGGUGAAACACUUAACUAAUGUUUCCAAUCACUCCAAGCACAACCUCAUGACCGUGGCAAAUUUAGGAGUGGUGUUUGGACCAACUCUGAUGAGGCCACAGGAAGAAACUGUUGCAGCCAUCAUGGAUUUGAAAUUUCAGAAUAUUGUCGUGGAAAUUUUAAUUGAAAACCAUGAAAAGAUUUUUCGGACCCUGCCUGAUGCCACAUUCCCUGAGCCGGUCUCCCUGUCAGUGUCGCCCCCAAAUGCUCCACCAAGGCAAUCGAAGAGACAGGGCCAGAGGACUAAGCGACCUGUGGCCGUGUAUAAUCUUUGUCUUGAGCUGGAAGAGGGUGACAACCCCAGUCUUCUCAAGGAGGACACCCCUCCCAGCAGCCUGGACUCACUUUCCUCCCCGUCUCCCACGAUGGCCACUGCCCACGGGCCCCCCGGACCAGACAGAAAUCACCUUCUGGCAGAUGGGGGCAGCUUUGGGGACUGGGUGUCCACUGUCCCGAGCCAGACACGCUCAUCCACAGUGCAGUGGCUUAACCCCCAGUCUCCAGCCACACCAGGCUGCACCCCGGCUGUUACACCACCUUCACCCAAGCCGUCGCCUUUCCCUCCCUCACUUCCUGCUACCAUAGCGGACAAGCCACCUGACAGCGUCAUCCAUCGGAAGGCUCGGGCGGUGUAUCCGUGUGAAGCAGAACACAGCUCGGAAUUGUCCUUUGAAAUCGGAGCGAUUUUCGAGGAUGUGCAAACGUCAAGGGAACCUGGCUGGCUGGAAGGGACUUUGAAUGGCAAGAGGGGGCUGAUUCCACAGAACUACGUCAAGCUGCUGUAGCGCUGGGCCCGUGGGGGCCCCCCCGCGCAGACCCUGGCCCCCAAGGACCUGCCUGGGGGCAGCAAGCUGCCGUCUUCCUCCUGGGCGGAACCCACAGCCGCCUGGACACGCAGGAAUGACAGAUCACAGAUGGCCACUCCAGGGCCGGGGGUGGGGGGGGACACUGCUCGAGGUGGGGGGAGGGAGAUGCCCUGCACAGAAUCUUGCAGGUCUGUGCGGCGGAGAAGAGUGUCAGGAUUAACAGGACAGACUUUUCAUUUGUCAAGCCUUGGGACUUGUGGUUUUUAAUUAUCUGGUUUGGAGAGCGAGAGAGGGAGGACAGCCUUCUGCCGGCCCACCUCUCCCACCGGUGGCCGCACCCCCAGACACCUCCCCACUCACCUGCCGCCAGAUGGGAAAGGGAGCUGUGCUGGCUGGAUGCGCUCGUGCUCGCGCUCAGCUCUGGAGGCUGCUGCUGGCGGGCGGGCGAUGCAUUGAUCUAAACCCAGACACUCCUCCCCGGAUGGCUGCUCUGGGGACCCCAUGCUCACUGAACUUCAGGCACCGGCGGAUUCACAGCAGGCUUCUCCGUGCUGCUCACCUGUGUGCUUCCAGACACCCCCUUUCUGCCCCAAGUUGUCUGUACAUGAAAUAAAACAGAAUUUACUCUUGGA
Messenger RNA from Vicugna pacos (alpaca), 2987 nucleotides. The record is from RefSeq and is a predicted model, not a curated record. Lineage: Eukaryota; Metazoa; Chordata; Mammalia; Artiodactyla; Camelidae.